Molecule: messenger RNA, 1308 nt
Organism: Euleptes europaea (tarantolino)
Lineage: Eukaryota; Metazoa; Chordata; Lepidosauria; Squamata; Sphaerodactylidae
Gene: KCNJ16
Product: potassium inwardly rectifying channel subfamily J member 16
Exons: 1
Coding region: 40-1308 (422 amino acids)
Biological process (GO): regulation of monoatomic ion transmembrane transport; potassium ion import across plasma membrane
Cellular component (GO): plasma membrane
Molecular function (GO): inward rectifier potassium channel activity
Source: RefSeq, a predicted model, not a curated record
UAUCUCCUAAUCUAAUUACACAAUCUGAACUCAAGAAGCAUGGCUGAACCCAGUGAUAACUACAGGCUGAUAAACAUGGAAGGGAAUAAACUCAGCCACUCACAGAGUUACCAAGAGAACCUUUCAGCAGAGAUAAAAAGAAUGCAAAAACGAUUUCUCCAGAAAGAUGGAAGCUGCAAUGUGUACUUCAAACACAUCUUUGGGGAGUGGGAGAGCUAUGUGACUGAUAUAUUUACCACAUUAGUGGACAUCAAAUGGCGCCAUAUGUUUGUGAUCUUCUCAUUGUCCUACAUCCUUUCCUGGUUGUUCUUUGGUUUAGUGUUUUGGCUGAUUGCGCUCCAGCAUGGAGACUUAUCACCUGAUGAUGAAAACACCCCUUGUGUUGAUAAUGUCCACAGUUUCACAGGGGCUUUCUUAUUCUCCCUAGAAACCCAGACAACCAUUGGCUAUGGAUCCCGUUGUGUCACUGAAGAUUGCUCUGCAGCAAUUCUGACAGUUGUCCUACAAUCAGUGUUAGGGUGUAUCAUUGACACGUUCAUAAUUGGAGCUGCCUUGGCAAAAAUGGCCACUGCCCGAAAGCGAGCUCAGACCAUUCGCUUCAGCUACUAUGCCACAAUAGGCUUAAGAGAUGGCAAACUCUGCUUGAUGUGGCGUGUAGGUGAUUUCCGACCUAAUCAUAUGGUAGAAGGCACAGUGAGAGCCCAGCUCUUGAGAUAUGUGAAAGACAGAGUGGGAAGGAUGACAAUGGAGUACAAGGAUUUGAAAUUAUUAAAUGACCAGAUCAUUGUUGCUACCCCGGUGACAAUUGUACAUGAAAUUAACCAGGACAGUCCAUUGUAUGAUCUGGACAGGAAAACUCUGGCUAAAGAAAACUUUGAGAUCCUGGUUACAUUUGUCUACACUGGAGAUUCUACUGGAACAUCACAUCAGUCAAGGAGUUCAUAUGUACCACGAGAAAUACUUUGGGGGCACAGAUUUAAUGGUGUUUUGCAGAUGAAGAAGAAAUACUACAAAGUCAACUGCCUCCAGUUUGAAGAAACCACCGAGGUUUAUGCUCCCUAUUGCAGUGCUAAGCACCUAGACAGGAAGGAGCAAGAAUACACUACUUUUGAAAAGGCAAAGGAUGGAGAACCUGGAACAUCAUCUUCAGGACUUAGAGUUCGAUCAUGUAGUGCUGAUGCUUUAAUCACCCAUUCGGAAAUUUCUGAAGGUUCAGCCCAAAUGACUAAGCAAGCUAAUGAGGCAGAGUUACCCUAUGAAAAAGCUCUUGUGACUUUAAGCAGAAUCUCAAUGGAAUCCCAGAUCUAG